CAGAGAGGAACACUGGAAGUAGAAGUAUUCAGUCAAUCUCCAUUUUAAAGUCAACUGAGUAGAACGAGGACAACAGCAAGUCUGAGGCAGGACUCCAGAAGAUGAAUGAUUUGGAGGAAGAGGAGAACGGAGCUGAGUAUCUAAUAUCCAGCUGUCUGUCUAUGAAGAGUGACUGGUCCAAAGAGUCACCUCUACUCUUCAGUAAUGAACCUGGACCCUCAGGCACAAAACAUAAAGCAGAGUCUUCAGUAUCCAGCUGUCUGUCUAUGAAGAUCGACUGGUCGAAAAGUCAUCCUCCAGAGUUCAGUAAUGAGCCUGGACCCUCAAACACAAAAGAGAGGAAGAAGAGGGGUGUUUCUGUGGAGGAGCAGCUGUCCUACUGUUCUUUGUGUCAGGACGUCCUGAAGGAUCCAGUCUCUACCAGCUGUGGACACUGGUUCUGCAGACAGUGCAUCACCUCAUACUGGGACCAAUCUGCUUCAUCAGGAGACUCCUCCUGUCCCCAAUGUGGAGAAGGAUGCUUCAGCGCUGUACAAACAGAAAAUGGUUUGCAGGAGGUUUUAGAUGAACAUAAGAUCAGUCUGAGGAGGAGAUGUGAAUGUGUGACUGAAGGAACUGAUGAAGCAGGAAGUGAAACUCUCCUCAACAGGAUCUACACUGAGCUCUACAUCACAGAGGGACAGAGUGAAGACGUUAAUACCCAACAUGAGGUGAGGCAGCUUGAAACAGCUUCCAAGAUGAAGACCCUCCAUGACACUCCAAUCAAGUGUCGGGACAUCUUUAAAGAAUUAGCUGAUCAACAGAAACGCAUCCAAGUCGUUCUGACAAAUGGCGUUGCUGGCGUUGGAAAAACCUUCUCAGUGCAGAAGUUCACUCUGGACUGGGCAGAGGGCUCAGAAAACCAAGAUGUCAGUCUGGUGAUUCUGCUUUCGUUCAGGGAGCUGAACUUGAUCAAAGAUGAGCAGUACAGUCUCCUCAUGCUGAUCCAAGUUUUCCAUCCAACAUUACAGAAGAUCACAGCAGAGAAGCUCACUGUCUGUAAAGUUUUGUUCAUCUUUGAUGGCCUGGAUGAAAGCAGACUUUCACUGGAAUUCAACAACAAUGAGGUUGUGUCUGAUGUCACACAGAAGUCAUCAGUCAAUGUGCUGUUGACAAACCUCAUUGAGGGAAAGCUGCUUCCCUCGGCUCUCAUCUGGAUAACUUCCCGACCUGCAGCAGCCAAUCAGAUCCCUCCUAUAUGUGUUGACAGGGUAACAGAAGUACGAGGCUUCACUGACGCCCAGAAGGAGGAGUACUUUAAGAGGAGAUUCAGUGAUGAAGAGCUGUCCAGCAGAAUUAUCUCACACAUUAAGACAUCCAGGAGCCUCCACAUCAUGUGUCUCAUCCCAGUCUUUUGCUGGAUCACUGCUACAGUUAUGGAGCACAUGUUGACUACAAACAAGAGAGGAGAACUGCCCAAGACUCUGACUGACAUGUACUCACACUUCCUGCUGGUUCAGACCAAGAGGAAGAAGCACAAGUAUAAUGUGGGACAUGAGACGCAUCCACAGGAGCUGACAGAGGCUGACAAGGAAGUUCUUCUGAAGCUGGGUAGGCUGGCGUUUGAACAACUGGAGAAAGGAAACAUCAUGUUCUACCAAGAAGACCUAGAGCAGUGUGGUCUUGAUGUCACAGAGGCCUUGGUGUUAUCAGGAGUUUGUACAGAGAUCUUCAGAAGAGAAAGUGUGAUCUUCCAGAAAACAGUCUACUGCUUUGUACAUUUGAGCGUUCAGGAGUUUCUGGCUGCAGUCUACAUGUACCACUGUUACACCAGCAGAAACACAGAGGUAUUGAAGGACUUCCUGGGUAAAAAACACAGUGACUCAUCUCUUGAUGACUUCCUGAUGGGAGCCAUGGAGAAAUCUCUCAAAGGUAAAAAUGGCCACCUGGACCUGUUUGUGCGCUUCCUUCAUGGCCUCUCUCUGGAGUCCAACCAGAGUCUCUUAGGAGGCCUGCUGGGUCAGACAGAGAACAGUCCAGAAAUCAUCCAGAGAGUCACCAAUAACCUUAAGGAGAUGAACAGUAAGGAUAACUCUCCUGACAGAAGCAUCAACAUCUUCCACUGUCUGAUGGAGAUGAAUGACCGCUCAGUACAUCAGGAGAUCCAAGAGUUCCUGAAGUCAGAGAACAGAUCAAAGAAGGAACUCUCUGUGAUCCACUGCUCAGCUCUGGCCUACAUGCUGCAGAUGUCAGAGGAGGUUCUGGAUGAGUUUGACCUGAUGAAGUACAACACAUCAGAGGAGGGACGACUGAGACUGAUCCCAGCCGUGAGGAAUUGCAGAAAGGCUCAACUUUCUGGCUGUGGACUCUCAGAGACUCAUUGUGAAGUUGUGGCCUCAGCUCUGAAGUCCAACCCCUCUCAUCUGAGAGAUCUGGAGCUGAAUCGAAACAAUCUGCAGGGUACAGCAAUAAAGCUUCUUUGUGCUGGACUGGAGAGUCCAAACUGUAAACUGGAGACUCUGAGAUUGAGAUGGUGCAGUUUGUUAGAGAUCAGCUGUGCUUCUCUGGCCUCAGCUCUGAAGUCCAACCCCUCUCAUCUGAGAGAGCUGAGUCUGAGUCACAACAACCUUCAGGAUUCAGGAUUGAAGCUGCUGUGUGAUUUUCUUGAGAGUCCACACUGUGGACUGGAGACUCUGGAAUUGUGGGGCUGCAGUUUGUCAGAGAUCAGCUGUGCUUCUCUGGCCUCAGCUCUGAAGGCCAACUCCUCCCAUCUGAGAGAGCUGGAUCUGAGUGCCAACAAGCUUCAGGAUUCAGGAUUACAGCUGCUGUGUGAUUUUCUGGAGAGUCCACACUGUAGACUGGACACUCUAAGAUUGUGGGGCUGCAGUUUGUCAGAGAUCAGCUGUGCUUCUCUGGUCUCAGCUCUGAAGUCCAACCUCUCCCAUAUGAGAGAGCUAGACCUGGGAGGAAACAACCUGAAGGAUUCAGAUGUGAAGCUGCUGUCUGAUCUUAUGGAGAGUCCACACUGGAGACUGGAGACUCUGAGCUGGAGGUAUUGACCUCUGUAAGAGUGUGAGUGAACAUCCAGGAGUGUGUGUUGAGAGAGGAUCAGCUGUAUCCUGAUGAUCCAUCUGGACCGGAGUCUGGAUCUGGAUUUUGUCAUUUCUUAACUGACUACAAACUGAACAGUUUUCUCUGGAUUUUGUUGAAGUCAGCAUUUUACAAAUGUGUUAUACAUGACUUGUGUGAUGCAGAAAAGAUUUUAAAGAAAAAACAGGUGUUAUAAGUCAGACUUUGAUCCUGGGCCCAUAUUUAUCAAGCGUCUCAGAAUCACACUGAGAGUUAACCGAGGACUAAAACCAAUUUAUGAAGCAGAAGAGAAUUUACUCUGUCAGCAGGAGACAGAUUACUCUUGGGAGCGAGUGAGACGUUUCUGUUUUACCACACUCAGAGCGGCAAUGUAGAAAUAAUGAUGAUGUGUUGUAGUUUUCUCACAGUCUCGGCUGGAAAUAUUUAACAGUGGUAAUUUGGUAUAUUAUGUGUAUAGGCAACCAAGGUUAUGUAACGAAACUAUGAUGCCAAAAUUCAUUAUAAGAUGAUAUUUACAAACUGUAAAGAAAGCCUGAGAAAUAAAUGUGGCCUAUAUGUUAAUUAAGAUAACAGAUAAUUUGACUCAGCUGUGUGAAAUGAUCUUGGUUCAGCCACAUGGUUUCACAGCCUGUAAUAGUGCUGCAUCUUGCACAUAUUGCACAGACACAUGUUGCAAACCCUCCUCGUGAAGAACAUCUUCUCUUCCACUGUCCAAUUCCUCUUUCAACUGCAGCCCAAGUUAACUUCCAUUCUCUACAUGAAGGUAAAUACACCGUAACAAUAGAAACAUAUAUUGUUAAGGUGCAUCAUCCUCUCUCAAAUAUCAGGCUGUAGCUCUGCUGUUAUUUGAAGUAGUCUUAAUAUAAAAUAACCAUAUAAAAUAUUUGACCUAUUAUAAUUAAGUUGAGAUAUCCUUCAUUAUGCAGCUGACAUGAUUGUGUUGAAAGAAAAGUUUUAGUGGGCUGUAACUGAGGACCCUCGUCAUGCUCAUUAUCUUCACGACGUGCAUUACACCAGAUCAAAGUUUGAUUCAUGACUUCCAUCAUUGUCACUUCUGACAGAAUCGUCACUGUUGCACAGCUGCAUUUUCCCCAUUUCAAAAAAGUGUAACAUUUUGAAGAUCUGCCUGAACUCCAUCUCCUGCAGCUCCUAAAUGUUGGCAGAGAUAGGAAUCAUUUACCAAGUUUGGAAAGUUGAAAAAAACACUUUUUCUCCUAAAAGUAGGACCAGAGAUGCGUCACUCUGAUCAUUUCUGGCCAGUUAGGAGUGAUUUCCUGCUCUGAGACACUUGAUAAAUACGGGCCCAGAUGUGAUUGGAUUGGAUGUCCACAAAUUUCAUUCGGUUAAAUUCUAAAAGAAUUUAUCAUUGGUCCAGAAAACCUGCAUGCAGGUCAAAUCAUAUCUUGGUUCAUCAAGCCUGUGGUGAAAAACUUUGUAUGUUUUGAUUCCAGUCUUAGUUUUGAUGAUUAUAUCAGCAGCUCGUCCAGUCCUGUUUUCACCAUUAAAACAUUAAAAUAAUAUAUAUAAAACUAGCGCAGAACACUGCUGCUGUCAGACUUUGAACUAAAACCAGGAAAAGAGAUCAUAUUACUCCAUUUCUGUUAUCACUUCACUGGUUACCUAUUUGUUUUAGGAUUGAUUGUAAAGAUUUAAUUGAUUACUUUUAAAGGCUCUUCAUGGCUCCAGAUUACAUUUCAGAGUUGCUCUGUGUGCAAAUAUUAAAGCUAUAGGUAUCUAGCUUUUAUAUGCAAAAUUAUGAUGUCAAAAUGAAUAGUUUAUAUCUCAUAAUGACAUUUAACAAGUCAUUUGCAAUAGGCUUUAAGUAAACACUGGUCAACCAAUCAGGUGGCUUUAACAAUAACUAUAUAAUUUAAACUUGUAGGUGAGAUCAUGUGAUCCAGCUGUGUGAUCCAGCCCUAUCCAAUCUCAUCCUUUACAUCUUUUUUUCUGCAUGUGCAGCAUCUUGCAUGUAUUGUACAACACUGCACACAGCAAUAACAAUGCAAAUGGACUGUGGGCACAACUUGAUUAAAAACAUGAAAUUUAUCUUCUCCACUGCCCCACUCAUCUCCAGCUAAACCUCCUGUUGACUUAUGUGUCCUUACUGCUCUUUUAAAUAUAUCUCUGCCAUCAGUAGUUUAAAACUAAUGAAUCAUUAAAUAAAUAAAGCCGCCAUUUGUAUGAAUGCAGCCUGUUUUUUUUAUAACUUCACAUUGAAUGGUGGGAAAUGAAUUAGUGCUGAUUAUCAGCACAGAUAAAUAUGGGUCCUGGUCUUUGCUGUCAGGGCUCUGAAUCAACCUGUUUGAGGAGCUCAGUCUUAUAAGUCAACAUCUUCCUUUAAAUCACUUCUUCAAACUCAUUUUUAUCCACUGAUCUACCAAUGGUUUUUGUUUUAUAUGCUGUACAUCUUAAAUUUGAAUCUUAUGUGUGUUUUAUUGGUUUAUUUUCUUCCUGUAUGUGUGUCUUAGUUUUAUGUAAAGCAUUCUGUAAUGUUGGUUUUCAGAAGUUUUAUAGACAUCUGAAGGGAGGGUGGUGGGAUGAUGGUGGUGGUAAACAAAGACCAAAUUCUAACUGCAGAAACAUCUGUGGAAAUAAAUGAACUUGCAGCAUUUUUAUCGUGUGUCAAGCUUCAGCUUCAUGUAUAACAUCUAUUUUUAUUGUAGUUAUAUUUUCUGUCUUUGUGUAUAAAUGAGCCAUAAUUGAUUGAAUCUGUGUUCUUUGUUUUGAACUCACUAAAAGGCUUUAGCUUAUGCUAGUUUAGCAACUGGAAUUCAUUAAUUGGAAGUACACCAAUUGAACACUGUCUUUAUUUGACCUAUAAAGUAGUGCUAAAGUA
Molecule: messenger RNA, 5905 nt
Organism: Thunnus maccoyii (southern bluefin tuna)
Lineage: Eukaryota; Metazoa; Chordata; Actinopteri; Scombriformes; Scombridae
Product: protein NLRC3-like
Exons: 10
Coding region: 102-3038 (978 amino acids)
Molecular function (GO): protein binding
Source: RefSeq, a predicted model, not a curated record